Messenger RNA from Verticillium alfalfae VaMs.102, 486 nucleotides. Its product is annotated as proteasome maturation factor UMP1. Bases 1 to 486 code for a protein of 161 amino acids. Gene Ontology annotation, biological process: proteasome assembly. The transcript is spliced from 2 exons. The record is from RefSeq and is a predicted model, not a curated record. NCBI's taxonomy places the organism in Eukaryota, Fungi, Ascomycota, Sordariomycetes, Glomerellales, Plectosphaerellaceae. Gene Ontology annotation, cellular component: cytoplasm; nucleus.
AUGAGCCUCCGCAUCGUCCCCGCCUCAGCGGCCGCACAAACGUUCACGGCAACUUCAACCUCGACCUCAGCCCCCUCGGUCCCCGGCCUCCACGACACGCUCCGCACCGGCCUCGGCCCCUCGCCGCUCUCGUCGGCCUCGAACGCCCUGGCCGCCGACCCGGCGACGACGCUGACGUCGGCGCACCCGCUCGAGGCGCGCCUCAAGAACUGGGAGGCCACGCAGGAGGCCCUGCGCAUGGAGACGCUGCGCCGCGCCUACGGCGCCGCCGAGCCCAUCCGCCGCCAGAUGGAGCUGGGCAUUACGCGCCGCGGCGCCUGGCGGCCCGUCGCCCUCGGCGGCGGCCAGGUCGGCCACCACGAGGAGAUUCUCCGCGGCAAGGACGCGAGCAUCUCGUGGGAGGACGUGUACCCUGGUGAUGAGGGUAUGGGCUCUGCUGGUGGUGUGGGCAUGCAUGAUGAGAUGGAGAGGAAGCUGAAGAUGUAA